AUGGGUCGUAUGUACUGUUUCCAGUGCUUCAAAAGCGGAAGAACGUCCCUGAAAUACGAUGAGCCGUCUGGAAGACCUUCCACGAGUGCCACCUCCGAAAAUGUGCAGAAAAUUCAUCAACUUCUGCAUGAGAAUCGUCGGGGGACAAUCAACGACAUCGUUGAUGCUGUUGAUCUGUUGUAUGAGUCCGUGCAGCAGGCAAUCCUAACGUCUGCAUUCUUCACGACGACAACGAACCCUGUUACCGAGUUUUUCUCCCUCGUGAGUUCCUCAUCAAUUAACAUGGUAUUGCUUCUACACCCGCCUUAUUCGCCAGAUUCUUCACCUGCGGAUAUCCAUCUCUUCCCCAAGAGGAACAUGCAGUUCAAAGGUCGCUGCUUCAACAUUGUUAUCACGAUCACGAGAGAAUCGCUGAAGGUCCCUCGACUCGCUUACGGACACGACUUCCAGGCCGAAUUCCAAAAGUGGCGGGAACGCUGA
This is a messenger RNA of Octopus bimaculoides (California two-spot octopus), 480 nucleotides long. RefSeq lists its product as uncharacterized. Lineage: Eukaryota; Metazoa; Mollusca; Cephalopoda; Octopoda; Octopodidae. The record is from RefSeq and is a predicted model, not a curated record.